Messenger RNA from Triticum dicoccoides, 2537 nucleotides. Its product is annotated as wall-associated receptor kinase-like 8. NCBI's taxonomy places the organism in Eukaryota, Viridiplantae, Streptophyta, Magnoliopsida, Poales, Poaceae. Gene Ontology annotation, biological process: protein phosphorylation; cell surface receptor signaling pathway. The coding region runs from base 79 to 2250 and encodes 723 amino acids. The record is from RefSeq and is a predicted model, not a curated record. Gene Ontology annotation, molecular function: polysaccharide binding; protein serine/threonine kinase activity; calcium ion binding. The transcript is spliced from 3 exons. Gene Ontology annotation, cellular component: plasma membrane.
GUUGUUUCUUCUAUAUAAGAGGAGGUUAAUUACCAGUACGAGUAUCACCAAGCCUACGGCUAGCUAAUUCCUUACAGCAUGCUCAAGUUGCAGGAGAAGAUGACCCUUCUCCUUCCCUCCGUUCCUUCCCCACAGCCACAAGCAAAUCACCUCAUGUCGAUAUUAAUAGCACUGAUGGCCCUUGAGCUCCUCGUGGCAACAGUCGCCGCUGCCCCGUUAGCCUUGCCUGGCUGCCCGGAGGCCUGUGGCAGCGUUACCGUCCCCUACCCUUUUGGCUUCCGGCAAGGCUGCUUUCACAAGGGCUUCAACCUCACCUGCAACGAGACGGGCCAUCAGCCGAAGCUGUUCCUGCGCGACGACGUGGAAGUGGACGCCAUCUCACUGGUGGGCGGCACGGUACGUGUCCAGAGCAAGAUCGUGAACGGCGAGUGGGACUACAGGAACGUGCCAUACCAAGCGCUUAAACCAAACAGGAGCGUUGGGUCUGGGAAGCCCUAUAUUGGCUACGACGGCUCGUGGUCUGGCGGCCUAACGGUGUCGACCGAGCAUAACGUCUUCGUGGCCAUCGGAUGCAACUUCAUCGGCUACCUCGCUGCAGGCAGUGACCGGGGUUCCGUGUACGUCAGCGCAUGCGCCGCUCUGUGUGACACAGAUUAUCCGCCACCCGGGGACACCUCGUGCUCAGGCGUCGGCUGCUGCCGGACGACCAUCUCGCAGGGUUUGCCCGCGUAUGGGGUGCAGCUCAAGGAUUUGAACCAGACUGAAGCCGCGUACGCCGGCAAAGGCAGACCCGUUAGUUCACGCCUUUUGUCCGGGGCCGCGUUCAUAGUCGAUCGCGAGUGGUUCACCGGGAUUAACGUAGGCGCCAUGCAGAAUAGCACUUUCGGUGAUUUCGGAAGCUCGUAUCGAUCUCGUCGGAGCAGUCCCAAGGUGACCAGGGUACCCACCGUGCUGGAAUGGUGGCUGGAUGUGAAAAGCGACCGUGACUUGGUCGUGUUGGAUCCCCAUUCUGUAUCAGGUUGGAGAUGCAUGAGCUUGAACAGCUUCGCUGCCAACAUCAACGGUGCAGUGAACAAAGUAAGGUGCAACUGCUCGGAUGGAUACGAAGGCAACCCUUACAUCAUUCACGGAUGCCAAGAUAUCGAUGAGUGCCAAUGGCCAGUUUAUCCAUGCGUGCAUGGGACCUGCAUUAAUAUGCCGGGGACAUACCGAUGUGCAACAAAGAAACGUAUCAUCAGCCUCCCAGGUUUAAUUACCGCAAUUGCAGUAACUGCUGGUUUUGGGUUACUGUUUUCACUUAUGGAUGCUACCAAAAUCACUAAUAAACUCAAGCAACGAAGAGCCAAAAAGUUGAGACAAAAAUUCUUCAAGAAAAAUCAUGGAUUGCUUCUACAACAGUUAAUCUCUUCAAACAACGAUAUAGCCGAAAGAACAAGGAUUUUUAGCUUGGAAGAACUGGAGCAAGCGACCAACAAAUUUGACCAUAAUCGCAUCCUUGGUGGCGGUGGCCAUGGCACGGUGUACAAAGGCAUCUUAUCUGAUCAAUGUAUUGUGGCCAUCAAGAAGGCCAAAAUUAUUGUACAAAGGGAAAUCGACCAGUUCAUCAACGAGGUGGUCAUACUUUCACAGACAAACCAUAGGAAUGUGGUGAAGCUUUUUGGUUGUUGCCUUGAGACAGAAGUUCCUCUACUUGUUUACGAAUUCAUAUCAAAUGGAGCUCUUUCAUUUCAUCUCCAUGGCCAAAGUGAGAACCCAUUAUCAUGGAAAGAUAGGUUGAGGAUUGCACUGGAAACUGCAAGGGCCAUUGCAUAUCUACACUCUGCUGCUUCAAUAUCAGUAUACCACAGAGAUAUCAAAUGUGCAAAUAUACUACUUACCGAUACCUUAACAUCAAAAGUAUCAGAUUUUGGAGCUUCAAGGUCUAUUGCAAUAGAUGAGACAGGAAUACUUACAGCUGUCCAAGGAACCUAUGGUUACCUUGAUCCUGAAUACUACUACACUAGUCGACUCACGGAGAAAAGCGAUGUUUACAGCUUUGGUGUCAUCCUAGCAGAGCUACUGACAAGGGUGACACCAGUUUUUUCUUCUCAUUCAUCAGAAGGGACAAGCCUAGCAUCACAUUUUGUAUCACAUAUAAGAGACAGUCGAUUCUCAGAUAUUCUAGAUGCACAAAUUGUUGAGGAGGGAGGGGCUGAAGAUGCUGAGGUGGUUGCAAGACUCGCAGAAGCAUGCUUAAGUUUAAAAGGUUAAGAAAGGCCUACAAUGAGACAAGUGGAGACAGUACUUGAAGAUGUUCAGAACUCAAGAGUCAAUCUUAGUUCUCAUAUCACAAGAGUGAACCGAAAUGCUAUAAAUGAUCAGCCAUACAAGGAAAGUAAAGGCGGAGAAGAAACUAGACUGUACAGCUUGGAAAAAGAGUUCAUAGAGUCGUCUGAAAUUCCAAGAUGAUUUUACUUGCAUGGUGAAGUGUUACAUUUGCUUUUAUUAGAUUGGGUGCCAAUUUGGAACUCUGAAUUAUAACAUCUAUUUAUCGGUAA